Messenger RNA from Xyrauchen texanus (razorback sucker), 4265 nucleotides. Its product is annotated as NACHT, LRR and PYD domains-containing protein 3-like. NCBI's taxonomy places the organism in Eukaryota, Metazoa, Chordata, Actinopteri, Cypriniformes, Catostomidae. The record is from RefSeq and is a predicted model, not a curated record. Gene Ontology annotation, molecular function: protein binding.
CACUAAAAUGAGUGAGACUCUGAGAGCAGCAUCUCCAGGACCCAGCUGUGUAUCUGUGAAGAGUGAUCAGUCAAUGGAAAAUGCCCCUGGGUUCAGUAAAAGAGAUGUGACCUCUGAUCGAAGUGCGGAUAGAGAUGUUCUUAUUGACCUGCAUCAGUAUCCUCACCAGCCAGUGAAUAAUGUUUUGCAUAGAGUCAAAGAAACUCACAAAACCAGCAUGAAAAACAGAUAUGAGAUUUUAUUUGAGGGAAUCAGAAUGCAAAACAAUCAAUCUCUCCUGAAACGGAUAUUCACACAGCUAUACAUCAUAGAGGGAGAGAGUGAAGGGGUGAAUGAAGAACAUGAGGUUUUACACAUGGAGAAAACAGCGAGAACUCAACACUUGCAAGACACCCCAAUCUACUGCAAUGACAUCUUUAAACACUUACCCGAACCAGGAUAUAUAAUGGAGAAAAGAAAGAGAAAAAAACGAAUAAAGACUGUUCUUACUAAAGGCAUCGCUGGGAUUGGAAAAACAGUCUCUGUGCAGAAGUUCAUUCUGGACUGGGCCGAGGGAAAAGCAAAUCAGGAUGUUGAUUUCAUGUUUGUGCUUACAUUUCGAGAGCUGAACUUAAUAAAAGAUGAGCAGUACAGUCUUCACAAACUUCUGCUCGACUUUCAUCCUGAACUUCUUGAUCUGGACUCAACGAUCAAUGAUGAGUGUAAAGUUGUUUUCAUCUUUGAUGGUCUGGAUGAAAGCAGAAUUAAACUGAUGUUUUCAGACAGUGAGAAAGUUUCUGAUGUGACUGAGACUUCAACAGUGGGUGUGUUGAUGUCAAACCUCAUCAAAGGAGAUCUUCUUCCCUCUGCUCUCAUCUGGAUCACCUCCCGACCAGCAGCAGCCAAUCAGAUCCCCUCCAAAUACAUCAAUCGUGUGACAGAAAUUCAGGGAUUCAAUGACCCUCAGAAGGAGGAAUAUUUCAGGAAGAGAAUCAGUGAUGAGCAUCAAGCCAGCAGAAUCAUCUCACACAUUAGAAGAGCAAGAAGCCUCCACAUUAUGUGCCACAUACCAGUCUUCUGUUGGAUCUCAUCCACUGUGCUUCAAAACAUCCUGAAACAAGAUGAGAGUGCAGAAAUCCCUCAAACUCUGACUGAGAUGUACAUCCACUUCCUGCUCAUUCAGAUCAAUGUGAGGAAUCAGAAGUAUGAAGAGAGAGAUCCAGAGACACUCCUGCAGUCCAACAGAGAAGUGAUUGUGAAACUUGCUGAACUGGCUUUCAAACAGCUGAUGAAGGGCAAUGUCAUGUUCUAUGAGGAGGACCUGAAAGAGAGCGGCAUAGACGUCACCGACGCCUCAGUGUAUUCUGGCAUCUGCACUGAGAUCUUUAAGGAACAAUCUGUGAUUCAUCAGAGGAAAGUCUACAGCUUCAUUCAUUUGAGUUGUCAGGAAUUUCUGGCUGCUUUUUUUGUGUUUUACUCACAUGCUGUAAAGAAUUUGCAUUUGUUUCUUUAUAAAGAAUGUGAACACGACCAGGUACAUGAGUAUAGAUAUGAGUGGGAUAGUCCUGAGGUAAUCUCUCUGUAUGAUUCACUAAAAGUAACAUUAGAAAAAGCCCUACAGAGUGAAAAUGGACGCCUGGAUCUUUUCCUGCGAUUCCUGUUAGGAAUCAUUCUGGAGUCCAAUCAGAGAUUGUUACAGGAUCUACUGACACACACAGAGAACUGCUCUGAGACCAUCAUGAAAAUCACACAGUGCAUUAAAGACAGAAUAAAGGAUAGCAAUAUUGAUAGUGAUGAGGAUGAUGAUGAAUAUCUCUCCACUGAAAGAUCCAUCAAUCUGUUCUUGUGUCUGCUUGAAAUGAAAGAUCAGACUCUUUCCAGAGAGAUUCAGGAGUUUGUGAAAUCAGAAGGACACUCAGAGUAUGAACUCACUGCUGCACACUGUUCAGCAAUUGCCUACAUGCUUCAGAUGUCAGAGGAGGUGCUGGAUGAACUGGACCUGAAGAAAUACAACACAUCUGAGGAGGGUAGAAGACGACUGAUACCCGGUGUGAUCAACAGCAGAAAAGCACUAUUGGCAGGCUGUAAUCUCACUGAAGAGUGCUGUGAAAAUUUGGCUUUAACGCUACAAUCAUCAAACUCCCUCCUGAGAGAGCUGGAUUUAAGUAACAAUGAGCUACAGGAUUCAGGAGUGAAGCAGCUCUCUGAUGCACUGAAGAGUCCACACUGUACACUGGAAAUACUGAGAUUGGCAGGCUGUAAUAUGACUGAUGAGUGCUGUGGAUGUUUGGCUUCAGCUUUACUAUCAUCAAACUCCCUCCUGAGAGAGCUGGACUUAAGUAACAAUAACCUGCAGGAUUCAGGAGUAAAGCUGCUCUCUGAUGGACUGAAGAGUAUAAAUUGUAAACUGAAUGUACUGAGAUUGAGUGUCUGUAAUAUUACUUGUAAGUGCUGUGAAAGCUUGGCUUCAGUUUUACAAUCAUCACACUCCCUCCUGAGAGAGCUGGACUUGAGUAACAAUGACCUGCAGGAUUCAGGAGUGAAGCUGCUCUCUGAUGCAUUGCAGAGCCCACACUGUACACUGAGCAUACUGAGAUUGUCUGGCUGCAUGGUGAAAGAGGAAGGCUUUUGUCAUCUGGCUUUAGCUCUGAGUUCAAACCCUUCACACCUGAGAGAAUUGGAUCUAAGCUACAAUCACCCAGGACACUCGGGAGUCAAGCUGAUCUCUGAAUGGGCAAACAAUCUAAAUUGCACACUGGACAAACUCAAUGUGGAUCAUGGUGGAGAGUUCAUGAUUAGAGCUGGUCUACAAAAAUAUUUCUGUUAUCUCACAUUGGAUCCAAACACAGCAAAUGCUCAACUUGUUCUGUCUGAAGAGAACAGAAAGGUGACAUAUAUGAUAGAGGAGCAGUCAUAUUCUGAUCAUCCAGAGAGAUUUGAUAAGUAUCCUCAGGUUCUGUGUGCAGAGAGUCUGACUGGGCGCUGUUACUGGGAGGCCGAAUGGAGUUGGAAGACUCAUAUAUCAAUGACUUAUAAAGGAAUCAACAGGAAAGGAAGGAGUGAGGAAUGUGAGCUUGGAUCCAAUGAAAAGUCGUGGAGUCUCUACUGCUCUGAUGAAAGAAUGUUAGUUUGUCACAGAAAUGGCACAGACAUACCUGUCCCUUCCCCCUCCAACAGAGUAGGAGUAUAUCUGGACUGGCCGGCUGGCAUUCUAUCAUUCUACAGCGUCUCUGACACACACACGCUCACACACUUAUACACACUCCACACCACAUUCACUGAACCCCUCUUUGCUGGUUUUAGAGUUUAUGACUCGGUGUCUUUGUGUUCGACCUCCAUUCAUUCACAGUAGACAAGCUUCCAUUGUAAGUGAUAUGUUGUAAAAGUGAUUUCCGUUCAUUUUUACAAACUGCAAGAUGAGUCAACAUUCUUUAUUAUGGGUUAGGGUUAGACCACAGAACUUAAGUUGUAUUUAACUCUUUUUUUACACAUGUGGACAUAGUUUGUAAAGGCCAGUUACUAUCAAUGUCAGUGUACCAGUCGCAAUCAAUGUUAUGUAAUUUCAAAGACCACAAUGGAAAUAGGUUUUUAACAUUAUAUUUGUACUCACAAUAUAUAAUGCACUACCUUUAUUUAAUUUCCAUUUUGACUUCCUGAAAUUCCUGGUGAAUGGAACUCAAAUGCCUACUGUUAUUUAGGUUAGCUCCUUUUAUAUUCUGCUUCACUCAUGUGCCAUCUUUGGCCGAAUGCCAAUCACACAUCUGCCCAAAGUGAGAUAUGCCUUUCUUUUCAUUCUUCUUUUGUCUGCAUUCUGCCUUUAACAUUCUUUUAUGCACCCAUCUUUGAAGUAGUAUUUGUGUCAUAAUAAAUGACAACAAAAGAGGGUUACUGGUGAAUAUUAUGGCCAUGUAUAUUGUGCUGGUGCCGUAGCACCCCAAAAUAAGAAUGUAAACAUGACAAAUUACACAUAUCUACUGCAUAUUACUUUAAAUGAUUGUUGAGUUGUAAAAACAGCAACUUUUACUGAUCUUGUGUGAAUUCUUCUCAUAGAAUAAGGCAUGUAGUCAUUGAUAACUAAUUUUGAUGUUAUUUUAGUUUAUAUUUUACAUGUAGUCUUGUGUCCUCAUUUUUAAAUGCUCCUCUAAACGCCUACCAUAGUGGAGUGGCCGGUGUCUGACUGUUUGCCAAAAGCACACCGUUGCUCGACUGUUUCAAAUCUUUUAGCUCUGAGUGAAUGACAAAGAACUUUGCCAAGAGUAUAUCAGGGCCAUUAAAGUCUUCAUUUG